Jaculus jaculus (lesser Egyptian jerboa) is the source of this 832-nucleotide messenger RNA. RefSeq names its product synaptonemal complex protein 3-like. Gene Ontology annotation, biological process: meiotic cell cycle; spermatid development. NCBI's taxonomy places the organism in Eukaryota, Metazoa, Chordata, Mammalia, Rodentia, Dipodidae. The record is from RefSeq and is a predicted model, not a curated record. The transcript is spliced from 6 exons. The coding region runs from base 93 to 497 and encodes 134 amino acids. Gene Ontology annotation, cellular component: synaptonemal complex.
CCUGUCUAUAACACUUAUUUCCAAACAAGCUUAGAACUAUAAUUUUAAUUAACAAUUGUGUGAACCUCUUCCACAGGGAGAAUAUUCACCAGAUGUUACAAGAAUUUCAAGAUAACCUGUCAAGUUCCCUCGUGGCAAAAAAAAAGAUGGUCAAACAGGAACUAAACAAUUCCUUUAAAACCCUGAAUGCAAAGCUGGAAUUUAUUUUCAGAAGGGAACAAAAUGAAAGGAAGAAACAAUAUUCUCAGUACUGUGAGAUCUUUGAAUCCUGCUAUAGCCAAUGGCAGAAGGAAAUGGACAGAGUUGAAGAAGAAGAUGAAAAACUUGCUGCUAUGACCCACAAACAAAAGGAGAUUGCUGUUCUGAACAGAAUGACGCAAAAUAUGGCAGUUGGAACCAUAAUGAGCUUAUAUGAGACGUUCAUGCAGAAUGUCGAGUCCCUUGCUGAAAAUCCUCCUCCUCUUGAUGAAAGUGAAGAGCAGGAUGAAACAUCAUAAAGAAGAAUUCAGCAACAGCAAGAUGUGGCCACUCUUGGAGAGUGGCUUCAAUGCAAGCAGUCCAGGGACUGUGAAGAAACCCUAUGAUCCUUGCAUCCGAAAUCCAGGACACCCUGUGCUGCACCAAGAGCAGCUCUCAUAGAAAGUAGCAUGCCUCGUUUACCCCCUACCUCUGUCAAGCACCAUGUGAACCCUAAUCUGUUUAGUAUGUAGCAUUAGUGACAGUGAUGGAAGUGUGAGAUUUCCACCUAACUGGUUGACUGUUUUCUGAGCCUUCCCCUUGUCCACUGUCCUUUUGUAGAAACCGUUGGAAACUUUGUGUUCAAUAAAUUUUA